AUGAUUAGCGGGUUUUAAACAGGAAGAAAUUAAAAAAUAUAGCUAGUUGAAAAUGAGAAAUGCAAUAAGAUUGUCAUCCAAUUUGAAGAUCUGUCAGAGGAAGAAGAAGUCUAUAAAUCAGACAAUAAGCCAACAAAGAAUGAUUUAAAUUUACUAAAUUCACUUUCAAAAGAAGCUAUUAAAAUAAACAAUUAACUUUACCAUCCUAGUAAAUUCGCUGAACAAGAUUUUAAAUUCAUGAGUAAAAAUCCAAGAGACUCACUCUCAGAAAAGAAAAUUUCAUAUUAAACAGUGAUCAUGGCAGAUGAGAUAUAAAAAGAAAUCAUCACACCAAUUAAAAAAAAAGAACCUAAUACCAAUAAUGAGAUAUUUUAGAUGAACACCAUAUUGCUUUCAAAAAUUAGCAAAUUGCCUAAGUGUUUAAUUGGAGAAAAAUUUUAUGAACUCUCAAAACAAUUUAUGAAGAAUUCUUAAUUGAAAUUUAGUUCAUUUAGUAGGUUAUAAAAAAUACCUUAGGAAUUUGAUUGGAAAUUAAUUAAGGAAUAUUUUAAGCAAUAUGAUGCUGAAAAAGAUUGGUUAUAUGAGCAAGCAAAACUAGUAUUUUGGAAAUUAUAAUCUAAAAAUAAUUACACUGAUUAAAAAUUAAUUUUAGAGUUAGAAUAUCGUUAUUUUAUUUAAUAUAGAUUAUAAAGUCGAACUAUAAUUCAAGAGAUUUGGACAAAUGAUUAAUCAUUAAAUCAACAUAUGAUUUUAUUGGUCGUUGCAAUAGAGUAAUAUUAAGGGAAAAGGAUUUUAGAGUUAUCUGAUGGGUGGUAUUCAAUCUUCUUUAUUUGUGAAUAAAGUUAUGAAUAAAUAUACAAUAAGAUCAAAAUUGGACAAAAAUUGCAUUUAACAAAUUUAAAAGAAUAUCCUAUUAUAUUUAAUACUUCUAAUGUUAAAAUAAUAACAUAAUAUCCUUUUACUAAAAUGAUGGUUACUACUAAAAUUAAUUCAAUAAAAAAAGCUUAAUUAAAUACCAAAUUAGGAAGGUAAUAAUAAAAGUUCUUUCUUCGAUCACUCAAAAGUCUGAGGAAUGGAACCAUUCCAUGUAUUGAUGUCUUUAUAGUUUCUAAAUCUUAUUUGAUAAAUAUAAAUCAAAAAAAUUAACGUAAAGCCAUACAAUUCAACUCUGAAACUGAAAAUGAAGAGGAAAUACAAAAACUCAAAAAUUCCAAUCUAUGCUUUUGGAUUACAGUUAUGGAUAGUUUAAACUAUUUUGAUGAAAGGAAGUCUAAAAUAACUGAAUUAAAAGAAAUAUUAGUCUACAUUAAUGACCCAUUAUAAUAUGAAAUGAUAUCCGUGGGUUAGAGAGUGUAAAUUAUUAAUGCAAUACAAUUCAACUCAGAUAUCAGUGUAAAAUUAACUAAAUCCUCGGGAAUUCUAUUUGAAUUAUAACAAUAUUAGGACUACUUCAACAAGUUGUAAAUUCUCAGUAACAGACAUGAGAUUUAAAUCAAGGUCAAUAACCAUAUAAAACUGGAACAAAUGGAUGUAAUUGAAGGGAGUAAUGAUCAACAUUAGAGUGUGAAAAUAGAAAUAUAAAAUAGUUUUUUUGGGGAAAUUUUAAAAGAUUAAUAAAUGAAAAUUUUGAAAGUGACUCAAUUGAAUAAAAUUAAUAAUGAAAGAUUUCAAACCACCCAAAUGAGUAAAUUGAUAAAUAUUAUAAAUUAUAAUAAAUGA
Paramecium tetraurelia is the source of this 1719-nucleotide messenger RNA. RefSeq lists its product as uncharacterized. Gene Ontology annotation, biological process: double-strand break repair via homologous recombination; regulation of DNA-templated transcription. The record is from RefSeq and is a predicted model, not a curated record. Lineage: Eukaryota; Ciliophora; Oligohymenophorea; Peniculida; Parameciidae. The transcript has 2 exons.